AUGGAUGAGGAUGAUUGGCUGAUUGAAAUAACAUUUGAUGAUGUGAAAGAGAUGUUUGAUCCUGUGGUGAAGUGUAUUAUCGAUUUGAUUGAACAACAGUUGGAGGAAUCAAAACGAGAUCUAUUAGUAAAAAGCGGUACACUAUUUGGUGGCAAUGCAAAAGUUGCACGCAAAUUUUUAGUGCAUCCUAAUCAAACUGAGGCCUCAGUUAAUCGAUUAUCAAAUGGUCAUCUUAGUCCAAGUGAAACUGAGCCGACUUUUGGAACAAUGCUUGAGGUGAAUGCGAAACUUCUGCAAACUGAACAAUGUUUUAGAACAAAUUUUCAAUGUUACGUUGAUUGA
Ambispora leptoticha is the source of this 342-nucleotide messenger RNA. Lineage: Eukaryota; Fungi; Glomeromycota; Glomeromycetes; Archaeosporales; Ambisporaceae. The record is from the annotation of a GenBank genome assembly.